Molecule: messenger RNA, 541 nt
Organism: Daphnia pulicaria
Lineage: Eukaryota; Metazoa; Arthropoda; Branchiopoda; Diplostraca; Daphniidae
Product: endocuticle structural glycoprotein SgAbd-3-like
Exons: 3
Coding region: 38-418 (126 amino acids)
Cellular component (GO): chitin-based extracellular matrix
Molecular function (GO): structural constituent of chitin-based larval cuticle
Source: RefSeq, a predicted model, not a curated record
UCAGAAGAGCAGCUCAGAACAUCCCAAUCCAGCAAAAAUGAAAUUCAUUGUCGCUCUCGCUUUCUUGGCCGUGGCCCUCGCCGCCCCUCAAGGAGAUCAGAAGCCCAUCGAAAUUGUGUCAUCCAACAGCGAAAUGAACGCCGACGGCAGCUACUCAUUCGAUUUCGAGUCUGCCGAUGGGACCAAAGUGUCUGAAAGUGGCAGCCAGAAACAAGUUGGUCCCAAACCGGAGGAUAUCGGGACCGUGUCCAAGGGCUCCUACUCGUUCACGACUCCCGACGGCGUCGUCCUCACCGUCAAUUGGGUGGCCGAUGAAAACGGAUUCCAGGCCACCGGCGACCACCUCCCCACUCCUCCUCCCAUGCCCGAGCACGUCGUCAAGAUGCUCGCAGACCUUAAAGCUGCCGGAGUCCUGUAAACGAUCAAUCAACAAUUUCACCCUUGGAUAAUAUGUACAUACCACACCAACAUUCUUUGCAACUGCCGAGUGAUUUGCUAUGGAUAAUUUGGUCUUGUAUAAUAAAUCAUUUUACUAUUCUUA